AUUGGAUGUUGCUUAUUUUGGCACCAUAUGCAUAUCAUGUUUAUUGUUGUGAUCCGGUGAAUUCAGAGCCAAAUAACCGUGAGGAGAUUGUAUCAGUGAUCGUCAGCGCUUUCAAUCUUUUUUUCUCUAUGAAUCUUCCUGAUGUCGAGAUCCCUGAUACUCUACGCAUUAAGCAACCUCAGUGUUCACACCAACCGGACAAUGUGGCAUGUGGAUACUACUUAAUGAGGAUGUUGAAGGAUUUGAUUGAACAUGCGAGUCCCGGGCAUUACUUGAGAACGCUAACAAGCACAUCAUAUACAGAGGCACAAAUUGAUGAGUUGCGACAAGAAUGGGCGACAUAUAUGUUGCUGAUAAUCCAAAGUUACCGACCUCGUUGGUAGGUUUUUUGUUUAUUUUUUAACUCUUUCUUCAUACACAAUGCAAUAUUUGUUCAUUUUGAAUAUGUCUAACAAAUAUUGUAUUUAUUGUAUAUGUCUAACAAAUAUAUUUUUUUCUUUCAAUUUAAUUGAUUAUUAAAUCAAUUUAAAUUUAGAUUAAAAUCAUUUCAAUUUAA
This is a messenger RNA of Humulus lupulus (European hop), 556 nucleotides long. RefSeq lists its product as uncharacterized. Bases 6 to 383 code for a protein of 125 amino acids. Lineage: Eukaryota; Viridiplantae; Streptophyta; Magnoliopsida; Rosales; Cannabaceae. The record is from RefSeq and is a predicted model, not a curated record. The transcript is spliced from 3 exons.